AUGGCAAGCACUGGCAGUGAAAUAUGGUUGCAAUGGUUCGCGUGCUGCUAUCAACCAGCUGCGCAGGCGCAACGCACGCGCCGGAGAAUAGACAGAUCUAUGAUCGGCGAGCCGACUAACUUUCAACACACGGGACACAUAGGUCGCCUAUUGACCUCGACAUUUGACUCGGCUGCGGCACAAGGAUCUACAGACGUAGACAUCCCAUCGUCGCUGCUGCACUCCAUGCAGAAUCAGAUGCAGAGCAAGGGCGGCUACGAGAUGGCGUAUGGCGUUAAGGUUUAUUGA
Messenger RNA from Arctia plantaginis, 288 nucleotides. The record is from the annotation of a GenBank genome assembly. NCBI's taxonomy places the organism in Eukaryota, Metazoa, Arthropoda, Insecta, Lepidoptera, Erebidae.